AUGGAAGGCUUCAGCAAAAACCUAGGAGCAUUCGGGAAGAAUCUCAGCGCUUCUUUCACGCCUUUCGCUGCCCGCACGCAGCAAUAUGUCAAGGAACAGCUGGGGCAAGCUGAGGAGAAGACCCAGCUCCCCCCCGACUACAUCGAGCUCGAAAAGCGCGUCGAUGCCCUCAAAGCCGUCCACCAGAAGAUGCUCCAAGUAACUUCUCACUACACCCACGAAGCCUACGACUACCCCUCCAACCUGCGCGAGUCCUUCAACGACCUGGGCCGCACCGUCGCCGAGAAAGUCCAGCUCCUCUCCUCCGCCAACUCACCCGCCGAAGCACAAGCCGCACUCGUAGCCCCCGCGUCCGCGAAGCCGCAGCCCAAGACAUUCGCGCACGCCCAGGCGCGCGCCGCGCUCAACGCUUCACACGUCUUGGCGGCGGAGGCAAACCAUCAGGGUAUCGGCGAAGAUCCUCUCGCGACAGGGCUGGAGAAGUUCGCCGUCGCGGCGGAGAAGGUGGGCGAGGCGCGGUUGAACCAAGAUGCGCAGAUCCAGAGCAGGUUCCUGGCGGGGUGGAGCACGACGCUGAACACGAACCUGAUGUUUGCGACACGGGCUCGCAAGAACGUGGAGAAUGCGCGGUUGAAUUUGGAUGCGACCAAGGCGAGGGCGAGGGGCGGGGCUGGGUUUACUCUGCCUGGACAAGCGAGAAAGGAGGGACAUGACGACGAGCAUAUAAGUGAGGAGGCGAGGCAGGAGAUUGAGGCCGCGGAGGAUGAGUUCGUGGCGGUGACGGAGGAAGCCGUGGGGGUGAUGAAAAAUGCGAGCCCCUUUGCGCAGGUUCUCGAUACGCCAGAGCCACUCCGCAACCUCGCCGAACUCAUCGCGGCGCAGUUCGAAUACCACAAGAAGGCUUACGAGAUUCUGAGCGAGCUGGCGCCUGUUGUGGACCAGCUGCAGGUGGAGCAAGAGGCAAACUACCGGAAGAGCCGCGAAGGAUCGUAG
Molecule: messenger RNA, 993 nt
Organism: Coniosporium apollinis CBS 100218
Lineage: Eukaryota; Fungi; Ascomycota; Dothideomycetes
Exons: 5
Coding region: 1-993 (330 amino acids)
Source: RefSeq, a predicted model, not a curated record